CGUGACACCUUGACAUAAACUUGAUAGUUUUCAAAUAAAUGUUAAAAUAAUUUAUAAUUCUUGGUAAUAACCAAGUCCUACACAAUACUUCUACAACUGAAAUGGCUAACUGUGGUGAUUUUAUUAAAAGUCAAUUUCCUUUAAUAGACGAUGAUCUUAAAAAAUAUGUGGAAGAUAUCUUAGAUAAUAGUGCUGGAGAAUUUGAAGAUACCGAAGAAAUUUAUGAAGCUGUCGGUGAAGUUUUACAAGGAAUAUCAGAAAAGUCAGAAAAUGACAUUAGGGAAAUAUGUGAGCAGUUAUUACAUAUGCUUCAACCUGAUAAGACAGGAAAUACAAAUGGUCCCAGGAAAGUUCUCGAUGCUCCCAUACAUUUGGCUUCCAUGACAACAACUACAAAUGAUUCUGAAGAACUAAAGAGUAUAUGGUUGCAGACCAGAGAUGAUAAUUUUAAAGUAGAUGCUAAAAAAUUAGAAAAAGCUGAGGCAAAAUUACAACAGAAACAGCAAAAGCAGAAAGAUGCAAAGGUACCAGUUGCUGCCCCAAUCUUACAAACUGCCACUGCAUCACAAGUCACCUCUAAGAAGGACAGCAAGUUAGAAGCAAAGGGCACUAACAGAACUCAAGAUAUAAGGAUAGAAAACUUUGAUAUUGCCUAUGGUGAUAGAGUAUUAUUACAAGGAGCAGAUCUUGUUCUGGCAUUUGGAAGAAGAUACGGCUUGGUCGGAAGAAAUGGUCUCGGUAAAACGACAUUGUUGAGAAUGAUAUCAGCAAAGCAACUAAAAAUACCUUCACAUAUAUCUAUAUUGCACGUAGAACAAGAAGUAGUGGGUGAUGAUACGUUAGCGUUACAGAGUGUUCUAGAAUGUGAUACAGUAAGAGAGGAUUUAAUUAGAAGAGAAAAAGAAAUAACAAUAGCUAUUAAUAAUGGAUCAACAGAUCCAUCAUUAUCAACAGAGUUAAGUGAAGUGUACGCCCAGUUAGAGAAUAUAGAGGCUGACAAAGCUCCUGCGCGUGCUUCAAUAAUCCUCAGUGGUCUAGGUUUCACCACUGAGAUGCAGAACAGAGCGACCAGGACAUUCUCCGGUGGCUGGAGAAUGAGGCUAGCUUUGGCCCGUGCGUUGUUUUCUAAACCAGAUUUACUAUUGCUCGACGAACCUACCAACAUGUUGGACAUAAAAGCUAUCAUCUGGCUAGAAAACUACCUGCAGAAUUGGCCAACAACGCUGCUCGUUGUGUCUCACGACCGGAACUUCCUCGACACUGUUCCCACUGAUAUAUUGCAUUUACAUUCACAGAGGAUAGAUACAUAUAGAGGUAACUACGAGCAAUUCGACAAGACGAAGAGCGAGAAGCACAAGAACCAGCAGCGCGAGUACGAGGCGCAGCAGCAGCAGCGAGCGCACAUGCAGGAGUUCAUCGACCGCUUCCGAUACAACGCCAACCGCGCCUCCUCCGUACAGAGCAAGAUCAAGAUGCUCGACAGGCUACCAGAGUUAAGACCUGUAGAGAAAGAGAUCGAGGUGCAGCUGAGGUUUCCGGAGACGGAGCCACUUUCUCCGCCAAUCCUGCAACUCAACGAGGUCGGCUUCUACUACGCAAAGGACAAAGUUAUAUUCUCCAAUGUCAAUCUCGGUGCUACACUCGAAUCUAGAAUUUGUAUUGUUGGUGACAACGGGGCGGGUAAGACGACGUUACUGAAGAUAAUAAUGGGCAUAUUAUCACCAACGAGCGGAGUGCGAAGUGUACAUCGCGGCCUCAAGUUCGGCUACUUCUCUCAGCAUCACGUUGACCAGCUCGAUAUGAAUGUCAACUCUGUCGAAUUGCUGCAGAAGACGUAUCCCGGUAAAUCAGUAGAAGAGUACAGACGUCAGUUGGGGAGUUUCGGUGUGAGCGGUGACCUCGCGCUGCAGACCAUCGCCAGCCUCUCUGGAGGUCAGAAGUCUCGUGUCGCCUUCUCCGCCAUGUGCAUGGCCAAUCCCAACUUCCUCGUCCUCGACGAGCCCACCAACCACCUCGAUAUUGAAACUAUCGAAGCAUUGGGCAAGGGAAUCAAUAAGUAUACAGGCGGUGUGAUUCUAGUAUCUCACGACGAGAGGUUAAUACGAAUGGUGUGUAAGGAGCUGUGGGUGUGCGGCGGCGGCUCCGUCUCCAGUGUUGAGGGCGGCUUUGAUGAGUAUCGCAAGAUCGUAGAGAGAGAACUCGAUGCCCAGAAUAAAUGAGCGCAUCCACAAAAUAAUUCAUUAUGUAAUCUGUGUAUAAAGUAUUUCUAAAUUAUAUUAUGUAAAAUAAA
Molecule: messenger RNA, 2290 nt
Organism: Papilio machaon (common yellow swallowtail)
Lineage: Eukaryota; Metazoa; Arthropoda; Insecta; Lepidoptera; Papilionidae
Product: ATP-binding cassette sub-family F member 3
Exons: 12
Coding region: 102-2219 (705 amino acids)
Molecular function (GO): ATP hydrolysis activity; ATP binding
Source: RefSeq, a predicted model, not a curated record